Molecule: messenger RNA, 780 nt
Organism: Seminavis robusta
Lineage: Eukaryota; Bacillariophyta; Bacillariophyceae; Naviculales; Naviculaceae
Source: the annotation of a GenBank genome assembly
AUGAGUUCCUUCACUACUACCAAUGCUGCUCUCCCUGAAGACUUUGCCCCUUCUGCCCAUGAUGUUGUGAUUGGCAAGGGCAAGAAGUUCUACUUCCAUGCUGGCAACCAAUGGCUUCGAGAUGUUGUUGCUGAGCGUAUUGCUGAAUAUUCCCAGGCAACUACCAAGGCCGACAAGUCCAACAUCAUCUCCAAGGUGGUUGAAUACAUCUCUCAAAAUGGCCGCUUUGUCAAGAUUGAUACACACACUGGCCAGUGGGUUUAUGCCGAGCCUCUCUUGUGCCGAGAAAAGUGCUCUCAGACAUUCCGGGACAACUUGGCUCAGACUUACCGUUCCUCCAACGUGGCCAAGAGAAACAAGCGUCGUCAAGAACAGCAGGAAAAGUCCAACUACAUGUCUGUUUUCUUCAACAAGGCUGUCACCAUCCCAGUGCCAUCUUCCAAGAGAAUGCGAAUGACAGUCACCCCUGAACCAGAGACACAAGCUCCUGCUGCCUGGUUUGACUGGGAAGUUCCCAUUCGCAACUUGGAGGAAGAAACAACCAUUCCCGCUCCAGUUUCCAGCUGCAGCCGCCGCAUGUCUUUCUCCUUCCAAGACUUUGAGGAUCUCAUCAACCUCAUUCCUGAAUCAUACGCGGAUGAUGCCUUUGAGCCCUUCCAGCUCGACUUGUCCACUUCUGAUAAGGCAUCUGCAAGACCAAUGAAAGACUUCUCCGCAUCCUCCACCAUGGGAUUGGAGCGCUCUUUCCAAAGACGUACCGCCGCCGCAUUUGCUGCAUAA